Molecule: messenger RNA, 444 nt
Organism: Aaosphaeria arxii CBS 175.79
Lineage: Eukaryota; Fungi; Ascomycota; Dothideomycetes; Pleosporales
Exons: 3
Coding region: 1-444 (147 amino acids)
Source: RefSeq, a predicted model, not a curated record
AUGGCAGCUCCUGCAUUGCGUCUGUUUGAACUGUGCAUGUGUCGUAACUAUUACCGCACCCAAGACCUGUUAAACAUCGGCCAUGACUGUAAUGUCUUAGAAAGCCUAUGCAAAGUUGCUCCGGUGCAGCAGGAGGUUGCUUUCAUUGACAGCAUGCUCUUCGCGAUUGCAUUGGAUAUCUUCACAAUUUCACUUGGAAUCGUAGCUGACCAAUAUGGGCGGAAGAUUGUUCUGGGGCUCAACUUAGCAUCAAAGGUUCUCUUCCAUCUGAUAAUUGGCAUGCUUGGAUACUUCCCCGAUGUCCUUCCUCCUCGUGCAUUCAUCUUCACGUACGUUCUCCAACCGAAGAAGCAGCCCGAGAUGCCCACCAUAUUUUUCAAUUGCUUGCCGACCCAAGCUGAUAAUGGCCAUGUCGGGAGCCAGAUCGAUCGUGCCGAGCCGUGA